GGGUUCCUGCUUCUCCCGAAAACCCAGCCUGGCUGGCAUCUUCCCUGCUGGCUCAGCCGGCUCCCGUGCGCAAAAGCAGCAGUUUCUGCCCCUUCCUGUGGGACCAAGGGCUUCUCCCACGCUGCCCCUGCCUGCUUAGGGUGGCUCCAGGCUCCUGUGUUGUGCAGCUCGGGUGCCACCCUCGGUUGAGCUGGGUCCCACCAGCAUGACCGCAUCCUCUGGGCACCAUGGGUACAUCCACCCCCCAGGCUGGGGGGCUCCAGCAUUUCCCCUUUGCACCCCAGCAAGGUGCCCCAUCUCUCCCGUCCUCCAGGCAAACUCCGGCCCGUCCCAGCCAGCCAGCCUUUGCACAGCUGCAUCGCGGGUUUGAAAAAGGAAGAUGUGCUUUUUCCAGUGACUCAUUCUCAGCCUUUCCUUUCCUUUUUUUUUUUUUUUAAAUUUUUAAAGGCACAACCUCAGCCUUGCAGCCAGCAGAAGCCAAGCGCCUGCUCUCCGCCCCACCCAAGCACAGGGCCCGAGAACAACCUCCUUCCUCCUCCCAAAAGCCGACAGCCCUCUUAAGGCUGUUUUCAUCAGCUUUCGCUUCACCCAUCAGGCCGGCCUCAGCUGCAUCCCCACUUCUGCACAGCCCCACGCACUGCUGGGAACCCCCCACAGCCAGAGCCCGAGCAAAAACCACACAAGGAGCUGAAAAGGCUCCAGAACUGGUUUCAUCAACUUUUCAAGCUUGGGAGAUCAUCGAGUGUCCGGCAGUGACGCUGACAGUAAUCGCCUCUGCGGGAGGUGACUAAAACCAAAGAGAAGGAAAGACGACGAAUGUGCAAAUGACAGGGGCAGAAACAGCUGUCCCGUUGGUAAUCUUCACUGUAGAGAUGUUUUGGAGAGCUUAGUGGGAAACUGAAAUGACUGAGGUUUCACACAUUGCUUAGGCUGAAUCCCUCUUCGGCCCCUUUUGAAGUACCCCUGGUAUCAGCAACCAGCUCCGGAGGCUGGGACACCGGGCAGGAGGAAGGGACAGCAGCGAAGGUGUCGUGCUCCUGGAGCAGCGUCUUGCACGUCAGCCAGCCCAAGGCCGUUUCACCCUCCAUUGGCGUGUCCCUCGGUGCUGGAAGGUGGGCCAGCACGGCCCCCCACUGCAGUACGUGCCUCCUCUUGCUCCCGGGACGAGAUGGCCGCCCUCAUCGCUGAGAACUUCCGCUUCCUCUCCUUGUUCUUCAAGAGCAAAGAUGUGAUGAUCUUCAAUGGGUUGGUGGCCCUGGGCACGGUGGGGAGUGAGGAGCUCUUCUCAGUUGUUGCCUUCAACUGCCCCUGCUCCCCUGCCCGCAACUACAUCUACGGGCUGGCCGCCAUCGGCGUCCCGGCCCUGGCCCUCUUCCUCAUCGGCGUCAUCUGGAACAACCACACCUGGAACCUGGUGGCCGAGUGCCACAAGCGCGGCACCAAGAACUUCUCUGCCGCCGCCACCUUCCUCCUCUUCGGCUCCAUCAUGGGCCGGGCGGCCGUGGCGCCCGUCACCUGGUCAGUCAUCUCGCUGCUGCGCGGAGAGGCUUACAUCUGCGCCCUCAGCGAGUUUGUCAGGCCGUCCUCCCUGGACAAGUUCCCAGCCGAGUAUGGGGCUGAGGUGCUGGCCAGGUUCCCCUGUAAAGACGUGCCGGCGAACCUCACCAAGUUCAGGGAUGAGGUGACGCGGAGGCUGAGAUAUGAGUCCCAGCUCUUCGGCUGGCUGCUCAUUGGCAUUGUCGCGGUCCUGGUUUUCCUCACCAAGUGCCUGAAGCACUGCUGCUCGCCGCUGAGCUACCGGCAGGAGGCUUAUUGGGCCCAAUAUCGCUCCAACGAGGACAAGCUCUUCCGACGCACGGCCGAGGUCCACUCCAGGAUCCUGGCAGCCACGAACGUGAAGCAAUUCUUUGGCUUUGUGGCGCUGGACAAGGAGGAGAAAGAGCUGGUGCAGGAGUUCCCGGUGGAGGGCGUCCAGCCGAGUCCCCAGUGGAAUGCCAUCACGGGUGUCUACAUCUACCGGGAGAACAAGGGCUUCCCCCUCUACAGCCGGCUCCACAAAUGGGCCAAAGGGGUGGAAGGGAAUGGGCCAAGCCCAGAAGGCCACGAAAUGCUCUUUUUGGCUUCCUAAGACAGACGGGCGCUGGCAGCGGUUCCCCAGACCCACCUGGCAGGCCCACCAGUAUCAGUGCAUGGCCAAGGGAUUCACUGGGAAUAUUCCUCCCAGCAGGAUUACUUCUCUCAGCAGGUAAAUAGGGAUCAACAGCCUCAAGGUAGAGGCUGAUAAGCAAUACACUGAGCUGGGGAACCCCUCCCUUGCAGACAAGCGUCUCGUUGCUGCUCCCAGAGACACAAGGGGAAGCAAAGAGCAGGUGCACACCUUACCUCCAGGCUGCCAGUGUACCCUGCUGUCUAAAUGCACCAUCAGAAGCCUUGGGGAGCAAGAGGUGGGCACGACAUUUCUAACUGUGACUCCUGCAGUCCCACGUGUCUCUCCCAUGGCAGGGUCAGCCCCAGCCAUCCCACACACCUUCUUGUUUUAUUGGCAUUGGUAUCUUCUUAGCGCAGUUGUGCAGCGCCUGUUAUGCAGGCAGGUCUCAGAGCACUUUACAGACUUUACAGCGCAGGGAAAAGAGGGAAGCAGUGGGUAAAUUCCUGUGGCAAGGGGGAUGCAACAGCACCUGGGAAGGAAUGGGUCAGUAAUACAGCAACACGCUGAAUAACUGAGAGACUAAGGCAGGAGGAAUCACCAAUAUUCCCAGUAUUCAGAAAGAGACUCUGUAAUUACCAAGUUGGAAUUUGGGUAGGACACCAAACUCCUUUUGUUCUUACUGCAGUGCCUGGCAACCUCUAAUGAGCCCAAGUGGCUGCAGCCAUAAGUUUAUAAACCCAGAAGAUGGCACCAGCAGCAGAAUAGCUUUUGGGCAAGGUGGCUCAGUGGAGGCUGAGAGGAAGCAGUCCUCUGUCUGCAGCUCAUUGCAUCUCUCAACCAACCACUGGAUAAGAGCCCUGCUUGUUUGGGUUGCGAGUUGCAGCAAGACCUUAAGCAGAAUUAGAUUUACAUAUAUGUAUAUAUACACACAUGCAUAUAUAUAUAUAGUGUAGAUACUAUGUAAUUGUAGUUAGUUAGCUGUAUUAAUGGAGCAUCUUUCUUCAAGGGAAAGGAGAUGAGGAAGUUGCCAGCCGAAAGACCACAUUACAUGCACCCAUCUGCUGCACUGGGACUGCAGCCCUGGAGUGAUGAGGGACAGUAGGAACGGGAUGAGGGGAGCAGCCCUCUCCCUAUCCUUCUACCACUGAAUUUUCUUAAGCUCUUUCCACUGGUCUCUUUUAUGGACUUGGCCAUACCCUGAGAAAGUAAAGCCAGAAAGGUGUAAAAUUAGUGCCUUCACCAUGACACUGUGCUGACUAUGGCUUCAAGGCACUGCACAGUCCCUUUUCUCCCAAGGGUCAGCCCUUCAUACCCAACACUGUUUCAAGAGCUGGCAGGACAAUGAAGUUUGUUUUUCCUAUUUGUACUGUUUCUUUAUAGGUACAACUUCCUUUUACACUAUGCCAUUUACCAAAAAGCCUUAAGUUGUUAAAAAAAUGACUUAAACCCACAGAACUCAGAAGGUCUUACACACAAGGAGAUUUGAAAUAAAUUAUUAAAUUAGAGUUA
Molecule: messenger RNA, 3658 nt
Organism: Aquila chrysaetos chrysaetos
Lineage: Eukaryota; Metazoa; Chordata; Aves; Accipitriformes; Accipitridae
Gene: CALHM2
Product: calcium homeostasis modulator family member 2
Exons: 3
Coding region: 1169-2128 (319 amino acids)
Molecular function (GO): monoatomic cation channel activity
Source: RefSeq, a predicted model, not a curated record